AUGUCCGUGGAAGAAAAGCUCCGAACUCAAUUUCCAGACACAGUCUACACGGCAUUAGCACCACCAGACCGUCAUCCUGGAUUCAACUACAAGGGCUUCCAUCCAGGCCGUGUUACUCGACUUCCAAGGGGCCAUGUAAAGGAGCCUGGAUAUCAGGCAUUCCCAGUGGAUGUGACCUGGGAAGAAGACCAAGCAAUUGUCAUGCGCGACGGCGUCAAGCUCUAUGCAGAUGUAUUUCGCCCCACUGACGAAACUGAGAAGGUACCUGCAAUCCUACCCUGGAGUCCAUAUGGGAAGGUCGGGACUAGUACUACAAACUACGAUAAUAUGGGGCCAUGGCGAAUUGGUAUUCCAUACCAGAAUCUGAGCGGGUACGAGACUUUUGAAGGUCCCAACCCAGCAGAAUGGUGUCCCAGGGGCUAUGCAAUUGUAGAUGUCGACGCCAGAGGGGCGGGUCAUUCGGAGGGUAACCUUAUGUUCUGGGGCGAACAGGAAGCGGUUGAUAUCUAUGAUACGAUCAGCUGGAUAGCCCAGCAGCCAUGGUGUAGCGGAUCAGUAGUUAUGGCGGGAAACUCAUGGUUGGCUAUUUCACAGCUCAACUUUGCGUCGCGUUUCCAGCACCCAAAUCUGAAGGCGAUUGCCCCAUGGGAGGGAUUAACGGACCUCUAUGGUCAUCAGAUAUGCCGCGGAGGUAUCCCGAAACCUGCGUUUGGUGAAUUGAUCCUCCGUGGGCUUGCAGGGUAUGGAAAGGCAGAGAAUAUCGGCGCCAUGGAAAAGCGAAUCAAACCGGAAGAUAUCAAGGACAUUCCGAUGUAUCUUACAGCCUCCUACUCGACUGGUCUUCACUGCGAUGGCUCCAUCAGAGCGUUUGAAACAGCAAUGACGUCUAAGAAAUGGCUACGUGUGCAUUCCACGCAAGAGUGGCAUGACCUAUACAGACCAGAAGCUACAGACGACCUGCAGCGCUUCUACGAUUACUACGCUAAAGGUAUCCAAAACGGCUGGGAGGCAGAAACGCCCCGUGUGCGACUGAGCCUAUUGGGGUACGAUGGUAGUAUGGCGAAAACAAUUGUCGAGCGCCCUGAAGAGCAGUGGCCUCCAGCACGGCAGCACAUCCGUCGCUACUAUCUGGAUGCUUCAACUCAAUCUUUAGGAACAGUCAAGCCUGUGAAUUCUACCAGCAUUGCGCAUGAAGGGCGUUCAUUGAUUGCUUCCUCGGAUUUCAGGCUCUUCUUCGACAAAUAUACCGAGCUAUGCGGACGUCCCUUUGUGAAGCUAUACAUGUCUUGCAAUGUGAAGGAUGACUUUGAUGUUGUGGUGCAGAUACGCAAGAUCUCUUCGUCGGGAGAGCCUCUUGAGUCUCUGAACUGGUCACCGAUGCCCGCACCACGGCCGAAGGUCCCAAAUGUCAAUGUCGCAAAGCAUCUAGGGCAGCAGGGUAUGCUCCGAGCUUCACACCGCGUGAGCCUACAGCCCCGAGCCAGCGAAGAUGAGGUUCCUGUGUAUGACCAUCGCAGCAGCCAACCGAUCGCUCCUGGAGAGAUUGUUCCUCUUCUGAUCCCAAUAUGGCCCCUGGGAAUGGUUUUCGAGGCCGGUGAAGGUUUGAUCCUGCGAGUUUCCGGUCAUGAUAUGUCACUCCCGGAAACAGAAUCGUUGAGGCUAACAGCCCCAAUCGAUGAUAAUGAAGGGCAGCAUACCGUGUACACGGGUGGAGAGUAUGAGAGCCAUCUGGUACUUCCUGUGAUCAGCGAAUAG
This is a messenger RNA of Aspergillus nomiae NRRL 13137, 1755 nucleotides long. RefSeq lists its product as uncharacterized. Gene Ontology annotation, molecular function: dipeptidyl-peptidase activity. The coding region runs from base 1 to 1755 and encodes 584 amino acids. The transcript has 7 exons. NCBI's taxonomy places the organism in Eukaryota, Fungi, Ascomycota, Eurotiomycetes, Eurotiales, Aspergillaceae. The record is from RefSeq and is a predicted model, not a curated record.